UCUAUACGUCCUUCCAAAUAUUCAAAAUGAGAGUAACCCUGUGUUUAAUUGCGGCGUUGUUUGCAAAUGUUGCAACAGCCAAGGAGGCUCAUAUUAGUUAUUCGACCUUGGCCGCAGUCCCUCCAAAUCCAUUCCAUUCGGCCAACUUUACCGUGGGUUUAGAAGUUGAGUCAACCUUCUACGAUGUGAUGAAGCUGCAAGCCUGGUUAGAAGAGGACCACUUUGCUUUCGAAACAAUCGACUCUGAGGACGGAAAAAUUGUAACUAGCAUCGGAGGAUUGGCCAACGAUUAUCAAGAAAAGGUUGGCUGGCAGUUAUUUAUUGUGCCAGAAUAUCCAGCUGAUUGGUGGACAAUCCCAGACGAUUCAUAUCGGGCAACUAAACCAGUGGAUAAAAUUGUUAUUGAAGAUGGUCAGCAUUUCUAUUUUAUUUAUUUAGAAAUAAGAAAUGAACAGAAGCCAUAAGAUUUCUUUUUGUACGUUUUUGGUAUUUAAAAAAUAAUAAACGUAAAUAAUAAA
Molecule: messenger RNA, 518 nt
Organism: Dalotia coriaria
Lineage: Eukaryota; Metazoa; Arthropoda; Insecta; Coleoptera; Staphylinidae
Exons: 2
Coding region: 27-464 (145 amino acids)
Source: RefSeq, a predicted model, not a curated record